AUGGGAUACAGAGGUCUCAAUAGAGACAAUCGACUCAGUGAUUGGUGUGCAUGGCUCGGUGUCAAACUCACAUAUAUUGGUUUAUCUAAUAACAGUUACUCUAAGCUGCCAGGCGUGGUCCCAACUGGUGCGGUUGGUGAUAUCGAUUUAUGCGGUAAUGGUUUGGAAGAUGCCCACUUGCAUGUCCUAGCGUCCACAUUGAAGCCUUUCCAUAGGCUUCGAGUCAAGGCAGUACACUUGGAUGGGAAUAAGUUGACAGGCGGUCAGGUAGUAGUGUCUGGGGUAGCUCUGCGCUGA
This is a messenger RNA of Perkinsus marinus ATCC 50983, 297 nucleotides long. RefSeq lists its product as hypothetical. The transcript has 3 exons. NCBI's taxonomy places the organism in Eukaryota, Perkinsozoa, Perkinsida, Perkinsidae. The record is from RefSeq and is a predicted model, not a curated record. The coding region runs from base 1 to 297 and encodes 98 amino acids.